Letharia columbiana is the source of this 429-nucleotide messenger RNA. RefSeq lists its product as uncharacterized. Bases 1 to 429 code for a protein of 142 amino acids. Lineage: Eukaryota; Fungi; Ascomycota; Lecanoromycetes; Lecanorales; Parmeliaceae. The record is from RefSeq and is a predicted model, not a curated record. The transcript has a single exon.
AUGGAUGAUGGCGUCGUCGACAUUGGAAGAUUCCAUUGGUCUACUUCCGUGGAGCAGUCGAUCAAAGAUCGGGAAUUUGAGAGUGCCAAACGUCUUCAGAUCGGGAAGCACGGUCUCCUGAAAACAUUUUUCUGGGAAGAUUUUCAGCCAGCUAUCCUAAUUGGUUUCCAUGUUGAGGUCGACACACGUGCUGUUGGAAUGAAUUUCAAGGUAAGGAAGGGACUUUUCAUAUCUCAACGUUCACUGUUCAACAGGGUACUUAUAUCAACGGGAAUCAUAAACUCGGACCUGACCGAAGGUGAUAUCGAGGGCUCUGGGCUUGGCUGCGAAGCUUGUGAUGUCAUCCAGCGAGUGGAACCGGAUGUCAGAGAUCUAAGCCGGGUGAUCGAGUCUCAACCACUGGCAGCGGUGCCUUCUCUUCUGCCUUGA